AGUGCUGUUGCUGUUCUCAAGGUGCUGACGUCAGUCGAGUCAUUCCGCAAUAAGGCGUCGACGCGGAGGAUCGCUCCAGUCCCAGACAGUCGGCGGAGCAAGAGGGAAGGAGAACUUUGAGAAGCCGAACGAAGAUCAAAGGAACACUGGAAUUACAAAACGGCAGCAACCCUUACUCAAAGGAAAAACAAGGAAACGGCGUACCUGAGCAUUUUCAGGUGACAAAAGCUGCUUAAAUCCCCCCUGGAAUAUUAGAACUCUCCGAGCACGUAACAAUUGGAAUCUAAAAGAGCAAGAAGUAAAAAAGAAAGGAAAAACAGACCACCCGAAAGCCAAUAGCUUGGUGUGCGGAGACAGACUUGUAAAAAUCGACGCUUUGUCUUUCCACGUGAAACUUCUAAAAGUAAAAGGUAGUGGAUUCGAUGAGAAACAGAACAGAAAGUUUUCGUGACAGCCAUGAACAUUAACACACGUGUAUUUCUACUAGAAGUCCACGGCAGUGAGGAAACAAGAAGAAGGAUCUGGUGAAAGUGACUUGUUUGUCUUCAGAUUCACCUUGUGGAAAAAUCAUAGGAUACAGACAGCAAAAUGCUGCCUGCACUUAUGAAGAGAUGGCUCUGCAAGCCUAAGAGGUCUGACAUGCGACCUUUGGCUCAGUUCUACUAUGCUGAUGAAGAUGUGACACGGGUGACAGCAGAGUUAAAUGGACUUGACCUCAGGAAGGACCUACAGAAAUAUCUUCUGUUGCUUCACCAGCUCAGGACACUACAGGACCGCAUGCUGCAAACUAUUGAGGCAGUGAUGGAAGAGUGCAUUCCUAACCAGAGACAGAGCCGGGAGUACCAGAUCAAAUUCCCAGACGAGAUCCUACAUGAGAAUCUUGGAGUUCAGCUGUGGUUUGCUGCUGAGUGUCUUUCUGCUGGUUCCUUCCUGGAAGUUCGAGAGGCAGAGGGACUUCUAUUACGCCCUCUGGCAGAAGACCUGCUUCGCUCACUGGAGGUGGUGAGGCUGCUGCUGAGGGAACAAAGUUUGGGUGACUUUCGAAGUUACUCGGCCCAUGUGCAAGAGGCCCUGCUCCAAUAUGACCAUUCCUACUGCCAGUUUGAACUCAGAUAUAUUUCCACUGUGAUUCCAGUAAAGUCAGCCGAAGAAUUGCAACAGCAGCAGGAGAUUGUAGUGCUUUUUUGUGAGACUGUUAGCAGAGCACUGACGUUGGGUUACCUCUCACAGGACCUGAUUGAUGGCUAUGAGCCGCUCCUGAUGUUUACGAUCCCCAGACUCGCCAUUAUUUGUGGACUACUGAUAUACCCAGAAGGGCCACUGGAUCUCCGAAAGGGUGCAGAUGAACUGUCUCCUCUGUUCAGACCCUUCUACUCACUACUAGAAAAGAUCAGGGACUUGCUGCUUGUGCUGACGCCUCAGGAGCUCCACAUCCUUGAGAAAAGCUUGUGUGCUGCUGAAUCCAAUGGCUUACUUUGCUCAGUACCCCCUGCUGGGAGUGACAAGAAUACUACUGCCCCAAACACUUUUGAAGCUGCAGAGUGCAUGCCAUCUCUUGAAACCACUCAGCAGGACUUUGUCAUGGAUUGUCAAGCUUCCAUUACAGCACAGCCUGGUAGCCAAUUUCUGCCAUACACCCACAAUGGCCAAGCCCCCUCUGGCCUUUUUCCUCAUUGUCCAUUCAACCAGAAUUCAUCCCAAGACCUUCCUGGUUUGGAAUGCAGAACUCUUACACCUGUGUCUCAAGGAGGAUGGGACAGGAGGACUCCCAGAAUGGCUGUAUCCAAUCAGACUUUGAUAUUUCAUGGCCAUGGGCACCAGCCAGGAGUGAAUAUACAGGAAUAUGGGACAGAUGCACAAUAUCAUUUGGCAGAGAGUAGUCAGGAGAGACUAGCAAGUGGAAACGGACUAAGUGGUUUGACUCAAGGAAGGCCUCAGAGAUCAGGGUCAUGCAGCAUUGCACCCAAGAUCCAUGAGGUAGAAAGCAUGGAUACAACUAGGGUACCGUACAGAUGGGAGUCACCAGUAGCAGGACUGCCACCGCAAGUCAAUGGCAGGACAUCAAGCAUGCUAAGGGGCCAACAACACUACACUAUGGAGGACACAAGAAGGAAGGAGCUUCGAGCCCGCUAUCGUAGCAGCAGUGACAUGAUUCACCGACUCUUUGUGUGCAUCUCAGGCGUGGCGGACCAGCUUCAGACCAACUUUGCCAGUGAUAUGCGGCUGAUCCUCAAGUCUGUCUUUGAAGUGACAGCAAGUAAAGUGGAGAUUGAUGACCAAGAUUACCUGCACAAUCCAGAGGAAGAAGUACUUUGUCCAAGGAUGGAAGUCUGCAUACUCUGUGAGGAGUUGUCCAGUGGCCAUUUGGAGACCAACAGCCCUGCAGCAGCUCCUCCCACCUGGGUUCCAGACAGUGCUUGCAACUGCUGCUCAGCCUGCGGAGUGGUCUUCACUUUCCUGAGGAGGCGACACCAUUGCCGAAGUUGUGGAAAGAUCUUUUGCUCAGGCUGCUCAUCCAACAUGGCACCUAUACCCCGGUUUGGACUGAUGAAACCUGUUCGUGUUUGUAUUCACUGUUUUAAUUUUCACACUGGUGGGGAUCCAGCACAAUGUUGAUGCAAUGAGAAAAGUAGUCUAAUUUGAGACUCUGCAAAGGAGAUCUAUUGUAUUCCUGGAAAAAGGACUUCCUGCUGAAACUUUAUUACAUCUCUACUUCGAUUCAUUCAUUAUAUAUAAUAUAGUUUUGCAAUUUACUGUAAACUAAGUCAAAGGUGCAAUACAUUUUAUUUUGCCUCUUGCUGUAUAGGUGUGUUUUUUUUUUUUUAAAUGAAAUUUCAUGAAUAUACAGAACCAAGAUGUACCCACUAGAGGGCAGCAUUCAGUGAAACACCAGUUUAUUAGCCAUAAACAAUGGUUUUCUUCUCCCAGUUAAGUUUUUAAAGAGGUAUUCACAUUUCAAGUGUAAUAUCAAACUAUUUUAUACAUUAUAUGUAAGUCUCCUCUUACAUUCCAAAUAGUUAACUCAAUUGUUCUCUGGUUCAAAGCCAUUCACAGCAAAAUUUAAUAUUUAAGCUGUAUAUGGGAAAUGUCCAUUCAUUUAUUUUCUUCACCCACUUACCUUAUUCAACUUUAUGUUAACCUCAACAUCAUCCAGCACAUGGUAAGAACCAGCCCACUGCAUAGUUUUACACACAUACGCACUCAGUGCAUAGACUUAUAGUUGUCCAUCAACCAAACCUGUUCAUCUGUAGGAAAAGGGAGGGAAGCCAGUGAAAAUACAGCACAGACAGUGACUGGGCUGGGACUCCAACCCCAUCUCCUGAAGCUGUGAGGCAACAGGUAAAAACUUUCUGCCACAGUGCCCGUCUAUGAGGAACAUUUUUCAUGCAAUUACACAUGAAUUGAAAAACCGUAGCUCCCUUACUGGAUCUCACCUUCUAGUAAUAAUCAGAUGAUCAGAAGUUCUGUUUAUGAUAAAUAACAAAACAGAGAGAGUCGGUUGAGAGAAGAUAAAGUACAUAUAAAAGGAAAUUGACAGCUUUCAGGAGAGAGGGCCUGUGCACUUGCCCACCUCCCUCCUCUUUGUCUUGUUUGAUCUAACCCUGUGCCCUAAAUUUCAUCCUCACUCUUGAUUUAUCUCACCAUAUGGCUUCUAACCACCUCCUACAGUCAAAUACAAUUAAUCCCCUCACUCACUUCCAACAUCAGUUCCUCCUUUGGCUAUGGUGACGCCAGUCUAGAACUUCCCUUAGUGGCCUCUGGUGUCCCUAUAACCUAAACUCUUAUGUCUCCUUAAAGAGCUGGGUCUCCACAGCAGCUCCACUAAUACCUCUUCCUGCAAAUGGGGCAACGCAUUCUCACUUCUUAAAGUUAGAGACCAUGUACUGAUGUCUUGUUACCAACUGGUAGGGUAUUAGCCCCCUGGCAUCCUUUCUGGCCUUGCCAUUUAAUGAAUCACAUGAACCCAACUUCCUUCUUAGCCAAUAAAUAGUAAGCAAGAUCUUGUGCUUUCACCUGCUGGCCUGUGGAUCUCUGGGCCUCUUGACUCAGAGGGUUGGGAAUCUGCUACUUAUGCCCCCAACUCUCUGCUAUCGGGUGUGCAAAGGUGUUCUGU
Messenger RNA from Erpetoichthys calabaricus (reedfish), 4114 nucleotides. Its product is annotated as lateral signaling target protein 2 homolog. Gene Ontology annotation, biological process: negative regulation of epidermal growth factor-activated receptor activity. NCBI's taxonomy places the organism in Eukaryota, Metazoa, Chordata, Cladistia, Polypteriformes, Polypteridae. Gene Ontology annotation, molecular function: metal ion binding. Bases 589 to 2616 code for a protein of 675 amino acids. The record is from RefSeq and is a predicted model, not a curated record. Gene Ontology annotation, cellular component: early endosome membrane. The transcript is spliced from 14 exons.